Messenger RNA from Acanthopagrus latus (yellowfin seabream), 6846 nucleotides. It is a transcript of the gene rlf, whose product is annotated as RLF zinc finger. Gene Ontology annotation, biological process: regulation of transcription by RNA polymerase II. Gene Ontology annotation, cellular component: nucleus. The record is from RefSeq and is a predicted model, not a curated record. Bases 157 to 5859 code for a protein of 1900 amino acids. The transcript is spliced from 9 exons. Gene Ontology annotation, molecular function: DNA binding; DNA-binding transcription factor activity, RNA polymerase II-specific. NCBI's taxonomy places the organism in Eukaryota, Metazoa, Chordata, Actinopteri, Spariformes, Sparidae.
UGUUUGGACUUUCCCAUGGUGGAUGCUACAGGACAGGAUGAAAACAAACCCUGUCACCACACAGCACGGAGACAGGAACACGGAUAAAGUUGUCUAUAUGAUAAAUAUCAGGCGGCGUCAGACUGCACUGCAUACGCGCCGUGGCGGAGAGCGAAGAUGGCGGAGAAUAAUGUUGAACCAGAGCACGAAUGGAGCGACCGGGCCCUGGACACGGCCGAGGACACUCUGGUUGCAAUGGAAACCCUGCUGGCCACACUUAGAGCCUUUGAAGACGUGCUCAGGCAACAAGAAAUAUCCAUUGCAUCCUCCACGGAGUACUGCGACAACUUCUGUCAGGCGCUGAUGCACUAUGCUGGGAGCAGGAACUCCAUGGAGCAUGGUCUGCCUCUUCUCGAGGUAUACUGUCUGUCCAUAAACUGUUUCGCUGCAGCUCGAUCUCACCUCACUGCAGAGUCCGACAGAGUGGCCCUUGUUUUGAAGAGACUAGCAUUGAGCUGUUUUGAAUUGCUGCUGUCAGUGCCUGAGAAUGAAAUCCCAUAUGAAGCCUGGGUUCAAUUUCACCACUCUGUUCAGCUUGCCCAUGAUACAUUGUUACAGUAUGGCAGCACAGACCUCCAAGCUUUACUCCAGAUCACAGGAGAGGGAGGAGCGUGGAGCAACCAUGUUCUUACCUCCCUCCUCACAGGCCAGCCCACCAACACAGAAGAAGUUGACGAGUACAUCACCUUGGAAGGCGAGGGCUUCAUGGAGAUGCGGGUGAAGCACCUGGAGAAGAUGGGGGAAGUGGCCAAAGCGGUGGUGCUGGCCAAAGCUUGCACUGAAUGCAGCUCCAUCUCCAACCAAGCUACCUUUCGACAAACUUAUGUCUCCCUGCUUUGUCACCUGCUUCCCAAUGAAGAAGCCAUAAUGGAGAUCUCCAGACUUGACUGUAAGGAUGUGCUGGAGAUCACAUGUAACCUAGAGACUGAGGGGGAGGAGAACACAGCCUUUAUCUUGUGCACAACUUUCCUGACACAGCAGCUUCAGCAGCAGAGCCUUUACUGCUCCUGGGAGUUGACUCUGUUGUGGAGUAAGCUUCAGAGGAGGAUCGACCCCUCGUUGAUGUCUCUUCUGGAAAGAUGCCUUCAGCUAGGUGCCAUUGCCAAAACAGUCUACCAUUUACUUUCCCUAGUCCGUGUCAUUCAGACAGAGGCGGAGGAAAUUGGGGUGCCUGCUUCAGUAGAACUUUGUGUAAAAGCUCUUCAACUUCCAAAGCAGGAUGACUCAGAAACAAGGGUCUCUGUCUGUAAGACAGUGUCCUGCCUUCUUCCAGAUGACCUUGAAGUGUUGCGUGCCUGUCAGCUCACAGAGUUCCUGCUUGGCCCCAGCCAGGAAGUCUUUGGGUGCCUUGAAGAGCUAUACUUACGCCCAGACCAAAAGUACGACCAGGAAAACGAGGUUAUUCCCAACUCACUGCGCUGCGAGUUGCUACUAGCACUGAAAGCCUAUUGGCCUUUUGACCCAGAGUUCUGGGACUGGAAAACUCUUAAGUAUCACUGCACCUCCCUUCUAGGGUUGAUGCCAGAGUCAGAAGGAGAGGAGGAGGAGGCGGUAGACAAACAAGAGAAGGGUAAACAACCUGAACCAAAGGGAAUCCCAGUGAAAGUAGAAUCUGAGCAUCAACGGAUAAAUGGGAGUCUUGAUGGUCAUGAGCAGCAGGAUGAAAAGCAGUCUUCUAACUUACCAGAAAGCCAAGGAGAGUCAGAGACAAAGAAACACAAGCUGUGCUGUCAGAUUUGUAAGAGAUCAGUCACUGACACCCAGAUAGUUCACCACUCCAAAAGACAUGCAGAAGACAAAUGCCACCCCUGCCCUAUGUGCUUGGAAAAGUUUAAGAGCAGAAAGGAUCUUGUCCCUCACAUAAAACAACACAUUCAGAGUGAAACAUAUCUUGAGAAAAACAAUGUAAAGACAGAGGACAUGCAGAAACAUAUGGAGGAGGAUGAUGAUAUUGAACCAGGAGAGAUCACCAUUGACCCUUCCUUAAUGCUGUAUUACAAAUCCACACAUGAUCCAGACGUGCUGGACCACAUUGUUCAACAAGCCAAAACCGUGAAAGAGAAGCAUGUGGACGAUGACGAGCAUGUAACAUUUGAGUACAUUGAACAACACUUCAAGCUGCAGAACCGGGACGAGUAUCAGUGUCCAGGAACCGGGUGUACUCGGAUAUUUAAACAUUCCAAGUACUUGUAUGUCCAUUUAAAGUCUGAGCACAAAGGUGAUGAAAAUGUGAAAUAUUUUCAUCAGAUGAGAGACAAGCGAGAGAAGUGUGUUUUUUGUAGACGCCAUUUUGUCUCUGCUUACCAUCAUCGAAAACAUCGAAGAGUUCAUUAUGGUGAUCGGCCUUACGCAUGUGCAGUUAUAGGUUGUGGCGCUCAGUUUAGUACCUCCAAUGAACUUGUCUCACACAAACAGACCCAUGGCUAUCAGCUCAACUACCAGUGUGAGCUUAAAGGCUGCUACAUCACUUACUCUGACUUGGGACAAAUCUAUCACCAUGAAGCACAGCAUUUCAGAGAUGCAGCAUUUACUUGCUCUAGCGCUGAAUGUAGAAAAUACUACUUAUCCAAAAAGGAAUUCAUAAAGCAUUUAUCCACACACAACAUCACCUUCUCAGAGGAAGACUUUGAGGCACAGAGGAAGGCAAAACGGAAACUUCUUAAGGCUGUUCCUGAAGUGACAACCCACCAGAAUAAGUCAGUUGAUAAUGAAGAGAUUGUAAAUGAAGAUGUUGUAAACUCUGCCUCAGUAAGUUGUGCCUCCUCUUUAGAAAUAUCCGAUACCAAGGAGCCCAAAGCAACUAUGACCUUGGUGGCUGUGUGUUUUGAUGGAAGUAAGUUCACCUGUGGUUUUGAGAAGUGUGGCAUGACUUUCUCCAGAGCCAGAGAUGUCCAGCGCCAUCUGAAAUGUGCGCACCCAGAACACCUUAAACUGGAGAACAAAGAGCAUAAGCAUGACAAAGAGCGAGGCUCAAAGUCCAAAGGGAUAAAGCCUGAACCUGAGCCAGACAAUGAGGACAAGGGAAACGGUGAGCUCUCAACUCCCUCUCAACCCACGAAGUCUGGCAAAGAAAGAAAAGCAUCCACUCAACCCAAAAACAGUGACACAGACUCGUCAAGUCUUCAAACAAAAAAUGAUGCUCUCAGAGAAAUUCUGAUUGGGCUCAGUAAACUGGACCUGAAUUCUUCAUCACCUCACAGUGUGUCAAGUGAGGCCCCACAGCCCCCCUCAGAGCCCAAUGCAUCACAAGUAUCUCUUCAUGAGGCAAUCAUGGCCAAGCCCCCUGUCGUAAUGCUUCAUAAGAGAACUCCACAUCUGCCUGAAGAAAUGGUUAAAACUGAAGAAGCAGCAUCAACAGCCGAUGACGAAGGCAAUGGUGAAUCAUUAGCCACGGCAAAGCCAUACACAUGUGGGAUGAAAGGGUGUGGCUUUCGGACUGCUCAGAGUUACAGCUUACUGCGACACUAUAACACCAAACAUGGGCAUACUGUUGAACAGGCCAAAAGGUUAACUUCUUUGAAAACAACAUCUUUUAAGCCUUACGUCUGCCACCUUUGUUCCAAGAGUCACAGAGAAAAACAUGUGUUGAGGGCCCACUAUAUCCAAGUACAUAACAUGAGUGAGACUUUGGUGGAUAAAAUAAGCUAUGCAUCUAUACGAUACGAGGGCAGCAUAGACCCUUCAAAUCAUACAUCUCAGCACUCAACGAACCAUGAUCUCAAAGUGAGGAAGACAGAAAUCCCUGAGUUGCAAAGCCAACUCGAGAAAACACACUCAACAGAGGAUGCUGAAAAUGCACAAAACUUUGACAAUCAUUCUCCAUCUGAAGAGGAUGGAGAGGAUGAACCAGAGAGUAGAGAGGAAGACGGUGAGCAGAAGGGAGAAGGCGAGGAUGCGGCCACACAGCAGGUCAGAACUACAAGGCGCCUGGUAGCCAAAUCUAAUCUCUGCUACAUAUUAGAUAAAUUCAGUAAACCCUUUCAUUGUGUAGCAAAAAACUGUGAUGCAGCAUUUUCCACACAGGGAGGUCUUGUGCGUCACCUACAGUUGGUACAUCAUUACAAUCGCUCUCAGCUCUUGUUGGAAAAAGACUUUGAUGCAUCUCACAGUCCAGAAGUCAGGAAAGAGCCAGCCAAAAAAAGGCCUCUUCCAAACUCUGAUGAACCUCAGCCCCAAUACAAAUGUCACUUUGCCAACUGUAGCGCUUCCUACCACCUUAAGAGCAGCCUAGUACGUCACACUCGUGAUUUCCACUCACAACCACCAGAGCUGAUAGGGUGCAAGUAUGAGGGCUGUACCAGAGUGUUCAGCCAUGAUGAUGCACUUAAAAAACAUACACUUUAUAGUCACUGUGAGUACUACGAUUCAUUGGUGGUUCGUCUACAGAGCACUCACAAAAAGUCAAUUACUGGAUGCCAAAAGAAGCUCAUUGUUGCACCGCAGAGUCCUCAGAAAGAAGAGCCUGCAUCAACCACCUCACAGGCUGAAAUAUCGAGUCCGAGCCCCGUCGAGUCAGAGCCUGAAGUGGCCACCCAGCCAGAGGAAAUAAUUAAGGAGGCUGUUGAGGAGAAGACAUUGCCAAGAGAAAGUAAACCCAGGAGGAAUUGUUUCAGCCGCUUUGUCUUCCGAUCACAUGAAGAAGCACUGCAGAUGUGCCAGGACCGCUGUUUGCGUGUGGCCUACCCAUGCAUGGUUCAGGACUGUGAUUCUGUCGUCACUUACAUGGGAAGCCUGCACCGGCACUAUCUGAAGGUACACCACAUGCGUCGAGAUGAUCUUGUUAAGAAUGACGAUAUGCUUGUUUUUACUGCUGAGCAGCUCGAAGAACUGAUUCAGAGGAAGUCGGCCACACCAACAGUAGUGGAAGUUGCAGAAGCAUGUGUCCCUAAUGGGGUUCACAAAAUGGAGUAUCAGGCAGAGCCAGAAAACACAGAGGGGCAGCCUGCACCCAUGAGCUUACACUCAAUAAAGACAGAGGCACAGGAGGAGGAUAAACAUGAUUCACUGGGAUUCCCAGAGGAGGAAGUGGAGCAGCCACCACCACCUGUUGAAAGAAACGGCGUCCUUGUUGGUGCAGACGAGGUGCUUUAUGGUGAACCGAGCACCGGCGGGCAGACUGAGGAGUCUGCUGCAGCACCAACACCUAACACUCAGAAACAGGAGGAAAGAUUAAGCUGGGAUAAAAUCAAACCUCUUCUUCGUCCUGUCACUGUUGACCUCUCACCACCAUGCUCACUGCGCUUUUCUACUGAGGAGGGCUUCCAAGAUGUUUCAGGCACCAGGGAUGGUGGUAAAAUGGUGAACGGGUCAGCUCCCUCUCCUCCCGUUCGCCAGCCACUAAAACGGAAAAAUGAACUGUCCGAACAGCCGUCAAACUUGAAAGAUAGUAAGUCUCGUAGCCCUUCUCCACGGCCUUUUGACAUUGCUGCCUAUAAGCCUAUCGGCUUUGAGUCCUCAUUCCUGAGGUUCAUACAAGAGACAACCCCGAAAGAAAAAAACACAGCGCCGGUGAAACGGCGAGACUCUUUCAGGCGCAGUUGUUCUGUUAAGGAAAACAACCAGCUGGGAAUCACUCACACCCGCAGCAGACGCACUCAUUCCCCAAUGCUGAAGCCCCACGCGAUGACUGGAGAUUUCACAUCAGUCCAAAACUUGAAGUCCAUCUUGGACAAAGCCCUGGCUGGGUGCGGGGACCUGGCCAUUAAGCAGCUUCAGUACCUCAGACCUGUGGUGGUUCUGGGUAGACCCGUGUCCACCCCCGCCCCGCCGGACCUCUUCCCAUCAGACACCAAGAACAGCAAACUGCUUCUUGGAAGUUAGUUUAACUGAACACCUUUUUAACAUAGCUAUGUCAAAUUACUUUGUAUUUUCAUGAGCUGUGUACCAGUAUUUUUCUUUCUCCCCAAAUUAUAGUAUUACAUUUCUUUGUUUGUAUUUUAAUUUGCCAAACUCAAGCGUUAAAGGAUUUAGCGUUAAGAUGAAAUCAAGCUCAAACGGUGCACUUGAGACCCAAGUGGAUUGUUUUUCUUAGACAUCUAUUACAAAAGCAAUCAUGUAACACCUGUUAUGUUAACUCUUGAAGUGUAUAUAAUGUAGUUCUCAAAGAUAAAUGUACAGAUUUUCAGAUUGUUAGAAAUGGUCAGUAGCGUAUUGCAAGGCCUUUUCAGUUGUGUGAAAAUGUGACUGAAAAACAUUUCCCUACUACAGAGUUCUUGAGGAAUGUUUGGUUAUUUUUCACCUCGGUUUAUAUUAAAAAUCAGUGUUGGGAUGCAGUGGAAAGGUGUUGACUGACAUGUAUGUAACACUUUCUAAUAAAAAUAAAUGUGGAAACAAAUUAAAAGCUCCCCUCUUUGCAAACAAGUAACCUCUUUUUGGUCGUGUGGAAUAGUCAGAGUGAACUGGCAUCUUUACUAGCCAUUUGCUAAAUUGAAACAUACACCAAUGCAUAAUCUUAAAAUCACCUGUUAUGAGGUACUAUUGGGGGGGAGGAAAUGUUUCCUUGUGACAAUUUCAAGUGGUUAUUAUUAUGGAUGUACAGGUAACAUUUUUAUUUAGGACCAAAAGUGACAAUGUUUCUCUGCUUUGUUGGUUUUCAAGAGUGAAACAGAAACAUAUGAUGGUACAGGAACAACAUGAUGCCAGACUUGUCAGAUUAGUAAAUUAAGUUUUUAUUAAUAUUUUAAUGGAGUAAGAUUAUUUUAUGCUAAGCAACAUACUUAACUAAUGAAAGGGCUGGAAGGGGGUUUUUAAAUAGCUACUUUUGACUCAGAGACUGCCAAUUGAAUAGUUCUGCUCUGGGGCUUUAAU